Molecule: messenger RNA, 2665 nt
Organism: Petromyzon marinus (sea lamprey)
Lineage: Eukaryota; Metazoa; Chordata; Hyperoartia; Petromyzontiformes; Petromyzontidae
Biological process (GO): regulation of transcription by RNA polymerase II
Cellular component (GO): nucleus
Molecular function (GO): DNA-binding transcription activator activity, RNA polymerase II-specific; RNA polymerase II transcription regulatory region sequence-specific DNA binding
Source: RefSeq, a predicted model, not a curated record
AACGUCACGUGACGCAUCCUCCACGUUGGUCAACCAAAGUGGGUCACGUGCCCCCCGUGAUUUGCGCUAAACAAGAUGGCGUCCCAACAUCGAGUCUGAUUGGCGCAUCCACGUCACGUGAUGCCACGUUGGUGAAUCGAGUGCGCGGCCAUUUUCUGGGUGUUGUUCCGUCUUCUUCUCGUUGCCUCCUCUCUCCGCCUCUCCCUCCGGCGGCGCUCUGCCGGCCUGCACCCCGAGUCCCGAUUCUACUCCUUCGCUCCGGGGAAGGCCAAGCGAUGGCGAUCUGAGCGGCGGGGCGUUGGCGGCUCGGACUUCGGCAUCGGCAGCGGCGGCACAGACAACGGCGAUGGCGAGGCGCCGUGCAGCACUCACAAAGGAGGCCAAGGCCUCGGGAGACGCCGCUGGGAGACGUGGCUUCAUCUUCAUCACACGACACCGCCCCAAGCUGAGAUUCGCAGCAAGAGACACCAGUUCAGAUGUCUCGGCUCCUGUCGUCUCUCAUCAUGGACGUGGACGACCGCCUGUUGCUGCUGCCUGGGCUGGAGGAGCAGCUGCCGGAGGCCAGGCCCGUGUGCCCCCUGCUCCCUGCUGAGGGAGCCGUAGGGGUAGCCCAGCCCCCUCGCUCCCCUGACCGCAGGGUGUGUGGCAGCGGUGACUUUCCAACCCCCACGCUGCUGGGAACGUGGGAGGAAGCCCGGCAUGAUCCUUAUGAUACUCCAUUAUUGAGUCCGAUUGGGGGCAACUCACUGGUUGACACCAUUGACCUGGAGCUGCUUGUGGACGAGCUGAUGGGCGACUCGACUAAUGGAAUUCUGUGCCUCGAUUCCCUGCUGGAACCGUCGUCGCUCCACGGGACAGAGUAUGUUGCCGUGGAGCUUGACCAUACCGAAGAAGAGUCGCCCUUCGAUCUUGGAGUUUCUGCCCUGUUCACCAGCAUCGAAGACACCGAACUCAUGGAGCUGUCUGACCUGGAUUUGCUGGAAUCCUCAUCGUGGAUCAGUCCCACCUCCCCUAUUGUUUAUUCCUCUCACAACAAUAGCAUUAUUCCCAGUACCACCACAGAUUCGGAUACAGUGAGUACCGUCGAGGUAGCAAGACAGAUUGAUAGUGACACCAAGGUAAACUCAGACAUCAAUUUAAGCCACAUUGAUGUUCCAGGGUGGAUAAGCAAGUCGGAUUUGCAAUCACGGUUCCCAAAGUGUGGCACCGUGGUGGAGAGUGGCGUCAGCAAAAGCUACGACCACUGCAGCAGCAGCAGCGGCUAUAGCAGUGACACCUCCGAUCGGCCAGAUUCUCAGAUAAUACCGCUUGGCAGCAGUGCCAUUGGCAGUGACGAGGUCGUAGGCGAUGGCGCUGCACUGCUGGGGCAGCAGCUGCUGACUGUAGCCGCCACGGCACUGUCUGGAGGGUGCGAGCGUCGACUGCGGAAGAAGCAGCAAAACCAGCGGGCGGCCGUGCGCUACAGGCAGCGCAAGCGCACGGAGCACGAUACUUUGAAGGGGACGAUGAGUGGGGAACAGGCGCGGAACAGGCAACUCAGGGAGCGCGUCGACGCCAUCAGCAAGGAGCUGCUGUACUUGCGCGGGCUGUUGGAGGAGUUGUACGGCACCAGCCUCUCCAAGCAGAGUGCUUCGCUUGUCUGAUUACACCCCCAAGGGAACCUCGCGAUGGGAGCCACAAAGAGUGGUAGUGAAUAGGUUAUGAUGAAAAUUAUCAUUGUGCCCAUUACUGCGUUGUCAAGGGCUUUGACCUGUUGUGUGGUAGAGGUGGAAGCUGUCACUUGGCUGCCUUGCCAAAGGAUGAUGAUAUUUGGGGAGCCGUGAUAUGACGUUUAAAGUUAGUGGUGGAAUACUGUCUUUGGCCUCUUAAUCUUUUUUUAAAUUAAGGUACAGUGCUGUGGGUAGUCCUAAUAAAGUAAACAAGUUAACAUUAAGCCCAUGUUUAGUGUCGUGUGUACUGUGGGAGCGGAUGCCAAUUGGGGAGAACUUAUCCAGUUUGGGGGAUCUGGAAUACAACAAACCCUUCUCGCGGGUUUAGCUUUUGUGGUUUUGCGCCAGAUCUAUUGAGGUACAGUUUGCCGAUCGCGCCGCUGUGCCGGCUGAACUAUUUGUGGUUGACUGCAAGAUUCCUGUACACAACGUAACUACUCGCGAAGGUGCAGCCGCAGAUGAACACAUGCGCUGUCUUAUCUCUGUCUUGUCUCCCAAGCGGCCCAUCAAGAUAGCUAAACUCGCAAGGGGGAAGGAUUUGCUGUAUAAAACAAGCAAUUGCAGCGCACAUGGAUGGGUGAGGUAUAUAAGGGCACGAUUUCGUACGACACUAGUGAUAAGUGUAAUCCUUUAGUUGCACAGAGUUGUAAUCGGUGCGGUGAUCACCAGGACAUCAAAUUCUGUGGAACCUGUCCUGUGCACGAGAUGAUUGUACUGAUGUCAUAUAGGGGAGCCUGCACACAUGCUACCAUAAUUCUUCUUAAAGAGGUCGUUUCUGCUUUAGAGUCAACAAUAUUUUUUUCUUGAGUAAAACACAUUGAACUAAGAAGCUGUGUUUCAAGGGUGACUCGGCUGUUAGACAACAUAAAAGUAGUCCACGAUUACAGAUAAGCAAUUAUAUUGUGAAAUUAAGUCAAACUUCAACUUUAGUGAUGUUAAUACAUCCGUUUCAAUGA